Messenger RNA from Pangasianodon hypophthalmus (striped catfish), 6975 nucleotides. RefSeq lists its product as uncharacterized. Bases 295 to 6063 code for a protein of 1922 amino acids. The record is from RefSeq and is a predicted model, not a curated record. Gene Ontology annotation, molecular function: structural constituent of eye lens. Gene Ontology annotation, biological process: lens development in camera-type eye; visual perception. The transcript is spliced from 22 exons. NCBI's taxonomy places the organism in Eukaryota, Metazoa, Chordata, Actinopteri, Siluriformes, Pangasiidae.
CUCUAAAAGUCUGAGGCUACGUCCUGAACAGCGUACUACCUUACUACAUAGUACGUCUAGACAUUAGGUAUAGCGAUAGGUACCGUACUGCUUCGACAUGUAGUAGGCUAGUAUGCUCUUCAGGACGCAGCCUCGGUUUGGACGCACGCCACGCCGAUACAGAAGCCAGUCUAGCUCGUGUAGACGUCCGCAGGCUGCGUUUUAGCGCGUUAAACAUGUAACGGAAGUUUUAAAUUUUUUCUUUUUGUUUUUAUACUUAUCAUAUUUACGUGUCGUUGGUUUCUUCGACUAGAAAUGGCCGGUUUGAAAAGGCAGCGGUCGUGGCAUGAAGACUUCCCGAGGAACUUUUUGAGACUGUUCUCGAGAAAUAAAUCGUUAGAGCAGGACAAACCAGAGGCGGAGUGUGCAAACCGGGAGGAGCUUGAGGAUGACAGCACUACCAGCCAGUCCAAUGAGGCAGACUCGCCGCUCACAUCUGAGCAUCACCUGAAUACGUCAUCACUAGCACAGGCACUGGAGCACUCGGAGCAGGACAGGGCACUGGAGGGAGACGGUGUGUAUGAUCACGAGGGCAGUGUUCAGGGGGAUGCGGAGAGCGACCCUCCUACCAUCACCCCCCCUGUCUCUGAGCCCUGCUCUCCUCUGCCCCCUGUAGACGGCUUCUUCAGGCGCUUGGGCAGCCUGUUUCUUUUCAAUCGAGCUCAGGCUGGCGAGGAGGACACACAGCAUACUGUAAAGAAAGAUGCAGAGACAAGUGUGGAAACAGAAGAGCACACACAGCCACUGAAGCCUCAGGAGGUGUCUCACCGUACUGCAGGUCCAGAGGUUAAAGCCACAAUUCAACCUGAGCAAGACGUACAAGAUACACAGGUGCAGGAUGAGGCUUUGGCUGAUGAGGAUGGAAAUACAUUAAUAGAGAACUCAUCUGCUACUGUGGAAGAAGAGAACGAGGAGAAAGAAGAAGAGCAGGAGCGGCGCCGUGCCCUGGCAUGCCCCCCAGUGGUAACACAUGUGACGUACCGUGGCCUUAGGAAGAUCAGGAAGAUGAAGAGGAACAAGGAAGUGCGACUCCACUCCCCAAUCUCGGAGGGAGAGGAGGGGCAUUGCGAAGUUGAUGUGGGUCUGUUUGCCUCAGAAGAAGAAGAAACAGAGCAGAUUGAGGCUAACACAGGGAGUCAUUUUGUAGCUCCCCCCCCAGAGAUCCGUUCAGGACAGCCUAACCCGGAAACAUUCUUAUCUUCAAAUAGUGUUAGUUCUGAUUAUCAAAGCUAUGCUUCAGUGGGCUCUUCCAGUGGAAACACCAACACUUGUAGUAAAGCAGAGUCAGAAGGAACACACAGUGCUUUGAGCUCAAGUGCCUUACAGACACACACCAAGUCCAAAAUAAAUUCUUUAGACUUUGAUCCAAUGGUAACUGGUAAGAUGUUGUGUGCUAAUGAAAAUAGUGCCAGUAGGUCUACUAUUUUAGAGGCAGUUAUUGUUGGUGAUGCUCAUAGCCAUACAUUGGAGCCAUCUGUGUCUGAAUCUGUAGCUCUGACAAUGGAAUCAGACCUUGAGACUUGUCUACAUUCACAGUCUCUCUGUACUGAUGAUCUGAUGUGUCAGCUUUUAGCUGAGACCCCAGAUACUCCCCAAAUGCAGCCGUCCAAAACUGAUACUGCCACAAACUUAAACACACAUUCUGCUAAAAUUAACACUGCCUCCAACUUGCACACAAACUUCAUUGGUUUGAAAAUUGCUCCCGAUUCCUGCCAGGAUAGCCAGCUGUCUAGUUCUGGCCUAGAUGGAUGGGACCAUAAGGAAACCCAAGCCCCUGGGUUAUCAGCUAUAGCAGAAAUUUCAGGACAUGCUGCCUGGCAGGCAGAGUUCAUCCUGGAAGAUGAAGAUGCACAGCAGCUGGGUGUAGAUGGAGAGACACUACAGCUGGAAUCCAAAAAGAUAGUAGAUAGCAUUCUCACAAAUGCUCUGGCUGCCCUGGAGAGGAUUGACAUUUCUGAGCGAGAAAGCGAGACUCUAUCAAGCGAUGAGUUUAUUGAGGGUAUGGAAAAUCUCAUCUAUAUGGGAGCAAAGGAGAGCACGGAUGGGGCAGCCAGCCUGGGACAGGCAUUGAGAGAACAUUUACCUGUUCAGGGUGAUGGGAAUCCCCAGUCAGCCUCCUCAGAUGGGACUUUGGGCAGCAGGAUACAGGCAGAUGGGAGUCGGUCCACCCCCUCCUCAGGCUACGAGUCCAUUGCUGGCUCAGACACAGACAUCCGGAACAGUGUGGCUACUAGUGCUGAUAUUACCUCCUCCAGUGGACUGUUCAGCAUGCAGGAACUCAGAGAGGAAGCAGUGAGCGGAUGUUACCCAGUUGAGCUGGAGCUGUGUAUGGAGACGAAUUCUGCCUCUCAAAAUAAUAGACAGGACUUUCUGCAUCACAAUAGUUUGCUACUUGGAGUAAAUCUUGAAGAGAAGGAAGGACCUGACAGAACUGAGACAAACAAUGAACAAUUACCCCAGUAUGUUCCUAGUGAAAGCAAUAUAACAUCUUUACAGCCAGCCACAUCUGAAACUUUAUGUGAGGAUAUCAAAGGGAAGGCACAGUGUGUUUUGGGCGAGUAUGUUUGUUUUUCACAGAAAAAGAAUGAUACAGGGCUUCAGUAUUCAGCCAAAGACAAUCCAGAAAGCAAUAAUCAUGGUCAUGCAUUGCACUUGAACUCAGGUGAUGUAUCUACAAUCAUUAAUGCUAUGGAAUCAAGCCAGGUAGAGGGCAUUAGAAAAAGCUUAUCUCAAGUUGGAGUAAGUAACCCAGAUUCAGAACAGCUUGCUGACAAUAAUGUAGUUCCAGUACAAGAUUCCUCUGAAAAUGAGGACACGCCAAAUCUGUCAUUGGUCCAAAGCCAUGCAUUUGAAAUCAUAGAACCUCAUCUGGUCAGUUGUGAGAGUUUGAAAAAACCCAUAUUGGUUUCUCAGGAUAUAAAAAGCGGAGAUACACAAGGGUCAUCGAACUGUGAAGGCACAAGGGAGCCAAGCUUAGUCCCAGAUGUGGCAUCUUCAGCAUAUAAGGUUGAGCAUGGACCAGACGGUGAGAUCCAGGAGGAGGGAAAGGUCUCUGCUGGUCCACAACCUGACUGGUUGCUCAGUUCAGACACAUCAGCUGAUUCCGGUGAUGACUCUGAGUGUUUCCGAGCACUUAAAGUCAUAGUUCAUGCUGACCAGAGUCAGGAAGAUGAUGCACUAAAGUCAGAUUUCUCAGCAGGACUGAGCCUGGACAGAGCAGCUGGCAGGCUCGCAGCCUUUCCUGUCUCAGCUAGACCUCAUCUGGACCUCCCUGGCACCUUUGCCAUCAUCAGUGAGGAGGAGGAGACUGACACAGUGUUUGUGAAUGACACAGGGCCUUUGCUGAGUCCGAGCACACGCCGGGUCAAGAUAUACCCCUUUUCCCUUUCCCCUAUAUAUGAGGAAGACAGUGGAAGAGAGGACACUUCACGGGAUGAUGUGCUGCAUGUGCCCCCAGCCACUGAGGAGGAGCAGCGGAGUGAGGAACAGCAAGCCUCCUCCAUCCUUUCGCUCCUGCAGUCUGUCAGUGAGAGGCUGCAAUCCUCUACCUUUAGCAGCUCUGAGACAGAGCAGGAUAUGGAAGAUAGGCCAGAUGAACCAGAGUACCCACAGCGUUUUCUCAGGCCCCUUUGGGAUCGCUAUGAUGAUAAUGAUGAUGAUGCCGCAAUUGAUGGAGAGUCAAGCUUGCUGCUACACCAACAGCUCACGGGGACAACUUUCCUCAGUACAGAACCUCCAAAGGAUGAAGGCUCUCCUCCCAGCCUUAGUCCACAACAGAAAAUCAGUGAAACACAGGAUGGAGAUUUGGGGGGAAAGCACUGUGAAACCACUCUGAGCAGUGCUGUAAGGACUGCCAAUACUCCAUUCUAUCAGUAUUUGAAAUCUGAUGUAGUGCCAUCACGUGCCACAGAGACUCUAGAGAGUAAAUCUUUUCCUAAUGGGAAAAAUUCAACCUCUACUACCGUGGUAGAAAUGGGAGGGUUUGGGAAAGUCAGUCCACGACCUACUUUGCUGCACAUCUACGAGGGUCUGGCACCAUGUGGGAAAAGGAUUGAAAUCUGUGGGGACGUGGAGGAUGUGGGGGGAAUUUUGUUUCCACAAGAAGCCACAGUCCAGGCCCAGAGAGGGUGCUGGCUACUGUAUGUGGAACGGAGAUACCAUGGGUCUUGCAUCCUGCUUGAAGAGGGACAGAUUAUACAGACCAGUGGAGAGACUAGAGAGAGAGAUGGACCCUCUGCUCCUGCCACAUUGUCUGUUGGCUCCAUCAGGAGAGCAAUAAAGGAUGAUGCUGUUCCAGAGAUUCAUCUCCAUAUAUCGAGUACUAAGAAGAAAGAACUGGUUUGUUUCUACUCUGAAGCUGACGACAUAGGCGCAGAUGUCCCUGUCCACCUCUCUGACCUCAGUGUGCGCUCCGGAUGCUGGGUGGCCUAUGAUGGUGCUGGAUUCACAGGAAAUCACACAGUUCUGGAAGCUGGAGGCCUGACCACACCCAUUCUACAGAAUGCUCCCAUCUCCUGUGUGCGGUCACUUCGUCCACUGAGAAUGAGAGGUCUGAGAGUACGAAGACCUCUGGAUCCAAAGAUGGUGAUGUAUGAGAAGCCACUCUUUCAGGGUCAGUGCAAGGAGCUACUGGAGAACACACCUAGCCUAGAAACUGCUGAGGGAAUAGUACACGUCUCCUCGCUACGAGUCACUGGAGGAGUGUGGGUGGGCUACUCCUCUGAAAACUACAGAGGGCAGCAAUGUCUGUUAGAGGAGGGCGAGUACAGCGACUGUACCACACUCUUCAGUGGACCAGGAAAUGUUCUAAGAUCCUGCCGCUUCCUUCAGGCUGAUUUUAUUGAGCCUGCGGUGUCCCUUAAUAAUUGUGGAGAGCAGAUUGAGCUUGUGGACCAGGACGUGGCAGACCUGCAGCAGACUGGACUAGUGAAUGAAGCAAACACCAUCCAUGUUAGAAGUGGAGUGUGGGUAGCCUACAGCGGGAGAUAUUUCACAGGAGAACAGUGUGUACUCGAGAAGGGCCGAUACUCUGGAUCACUAGACUGGGGUGGCAGGCAGAGUUCACCUCUCUCCAUCCGGCCUGUACAGAGGGAGCUUUGUGGUGAAAGAGAUUCAAAGUUCAUGCUGUCUGCCUACAGCAAACCAUGCUUUGCGGGAGAGGGCAGACAAUUUGAAAGUGAAAUGGCAGACUGUGGCAUGUUAAAUCCCAUGUCAUUCCGAAUAAUUCAGGGCAGGUGGUUGCUGUAUGAUGAGAGGGGUUUCUGUGGUAACCAGUUUGUCCUUGAAGAGGGCCUUUAUCCAGACCUCACGUCCUUUGGCUGCAUGGCAACAGCCAUUAAAUCCUUCAAACCCAUUCAAUAUAGCUUCUCGGAGCCCUCCAUCAGUCUUUUUUCACUGAGCUCGUUUGAGGGGUUGGAGACUGUGACAGAUUUACCCAUGGAGACCAUGAACAACUUCUUUACUCAGUCUGUUAGAGUCAACAGUGGCCUGUGGGUGGCGUACGAAUUCAGCCAGUUUAAGGGACGUCAGAUGCUGCUGCAGACGGGCGAGUAUCCAUGUUGGAGUGAUUACAGUGGCUGGGAAACCAUUGGCUCCCUCCACCCACUUAGACAGCGAAGGAUGUAUUUGCAGGUGCAGAAUCGAGCUCUGGGGAUGGCACUGACUGUAGAGAGAACCGGGGAACGCCCAUGUCCAGCCAGACUCUCACUGCGUCCUGCUGAACACUCACUACACACACAGCACUGGGUGUACACACAGUCUCAGCUCAAGAGCAAGGUGGGAAAGGGCUGCAUGUCUGUGAUUGGUGGGAAGGCCUGUGUGGGCGCCAGAGUGGCUUUAUGGGAAGAGCAUGGGCGACUGAAUCAAAGGUGGAGUUUAAAUGAAAACGGGACGAUCUCUUCUCAUUUAAACCACAGCCUAGUACUGGACCAGAGAGGUGGGAGUGGAAUAGACAAGGACCAUCUGAUCCUGAACGAGUUUUGUCCUGAUAGAGCCACACAAUUCUGGGACAUAGAGGUGCUUUAGUGCUGAGGCCAAGAAUCAGUCUCCCUGAAACAUGCUGGACAGUUUCAAACUAAACAGCACUGUCUCCACCCAGCUAAAGAGGAACAGGCGCAAAGAAGGUUGAAAGCACUGUUCCUUAACACCUAGCCCUAAGGAGCCUCAGCAGUUCUCAUUACUUUCUGCAUCUUGAUCCUAACACACCAACUUGUUCAACCCAUUAGGUGAUGUUUAGGCAGUUUAUGAGUGAAAUCAGGUGUUAGAGCUUUGGCAUCUGAAACCAGACAUUUGAUUCAGUUCUACACUUGGUGGUAUUCAGCAGUAUCAAUCAAAAGCUGGAGGUUCUCUUUAGUGUUAAAGCUUGGAACAAACAGCCAUAACUGAACGAGGAGGAGAGCCUGUUUAGAAAGGUGUUCUAAUUUUUAAGACCAACAACCAAAACCACUACACAAGUCUAUGACUAUUCAAGGGCAGAAUACCCAAGGAGAAAGGAGCUGUUCGCAGUUCCCGUUUGAGGCAAUAUAAAGAGUAUGAAUUAUAUGCUUGCUUUUUUUUUUUUUGUUCUCCAAAGCACAUUUGCACUACCAAGAUCCUCACUUGAACAGGAGUAGCCCUCUCAUAGGUUUUGUGCGUUCCCCUUUCUUACGCACUGCUACUGGAUAUAACAAAUGAUGUCCACUUUCAGCCUCAAAUGAUGUCAACACUCCUUUUACUCAGACAAACACAGGCCAAAAGCAAGUGCUUACUUCUGUUAGUCAGGCUAUGUACAGAGAAUUAUUUAAAGCUGGUCAAAUCACUGGAUUUAUCACUGAACACUGAGUGUAUGAUAUUCAGGAAAAGAUGUAUGUAUUGAAUGCCAUGUGCAAAGGAAAUAAUGUGUACAGUUAAUAAGCUCAGUUUUUAAAGGUUAUUAAUAUUAAAGAUAUUACAUUCUGG